This is a messenger RNA of Ochotona princeps (American pika), 2826 nucleotides long. RefSeq names its product regulator of calcineurin 1 (gene RCAN1). Lineage: Eukaryota; Metazoa; Chordata; Mammalia; Lagomorpha; Ochotonidae. Bases 502 to 1248 code for a protein of 248 amino acids. Gene Ontology annotation, biological process: calcium-mediated signaling. Gene Ontology annotation, cellular component: nucleus; cytoplasm. The record is from RefSeq and is a predicted model, not a curated record. Gene Ontology annotation, molecular function: calcium-dependent protein serine/threonine phosphatase regulator activity; nucleic acid binding. The transcript has 4 exons.
UGCGAUGUGCCUCCAAAUGUCACCACCCGGGCACCACCGAAGUGCUGUCUUCCUAGCUAUUAUCCCAAGCGCCACCUGGAGCCCUACCAGCUGUCAAAAAGAAAAAAAAAAAAAAAGAAUUGAGCCCAGGAGGCCUUUGCCCCUAACCUUCAUGGCCGUUGUGAGGCUUCAGGCUUCGGGCGGCAAAGCGAGCAUCACGUGAUGAAACUCCUGUCCUCUUAUUGGUCUCUUCUCUGAGAAGGGCGGGGAAGAACGACCAAGCGGGGACCAGGUUUAAAGGAACCAGGGCGAAAUCCUCCGGAGGCCCGCCCCCGCGCUGGGCGGAAGGGGAGCUGCGCGGAGCUUGGGCCCCGCCCGCGCGUCACGGAGGCGGGCAGGGGGCGGGCGCCGGGAAGCCGCCAGGGCGCCGGCAGCCGCGCGCCCCGAGGGAAGCACCGCUGAGGCGGCGGGCCGCGGCGCGGGCUCGAGGGCGCACUGGGGCGCGCGGGCGCGAGCGCGGGGAUGGAGGACGGCCUGGCCGGGCCCCGGCUCGGAGUGGCAGCCGCGGCGGCCGAGGCGCGGCCCGGGGUGGUGACGCUGCGGCCCUUCGCGCCCUUCUCGGGGGCCACCGAGAGCGACGAGGGCGGCGGCGACUGGAGCUUCAUCGACUGCGAGAUGGAGGAGGUGGACCUGCAGGACCUGCCCAGCGCCACCAUCGCCUGCCACCUGGACCCGCGCGUGUUCGUGGACGGCCUGUGUCGGGCCAAAUUUGAGUCCCUCUUUAGGACCUACGACAAGGACAUCACCUUCCAGUAUUUCAAGAGCUUUAAGCGAGUCCGGAUAAACUUCAGCAACCCCUUGUCGGCAGCAGACGCCAGGCUCCAGCUGCACAAGACGGAGUUUCUUGGGAAGGAAAUGAAGCUAUAUUUUGCCCAGACGCUACACAUAGGCAGCUCACACCUGGCCCCGCCCAACCCAGACAAGCAGUUCCUCAUCUCUCCACCCGCCUCUCCACCAGUCGGUUGGAAGCAAGUGGAGGACGCUACACCAGUCAUAAACUAUGAUCUCUUAUAUGCUAUCUCCAAGCUGGGGCCAGGGGGGAAGUAUGAACUGCACGCGGCCACCGACACCACCCCCAGCGUGGUGGUCCAUGUAUGUGAGAGCGACCAAGAGAACGGGGAGGAUGAGGAGAUGGAAAGAAUGAAGAGACCCAAACCCAAGAUUAUCCAGACCAGGAGGCCCGAGUACACGCCCAUCCACCUGGGCUGAGCCGGCGCAGGGACAGAGAUGCAUCCGAGCCAUACUCAACGGGGCAGGGUCAUUUACUGUGCCAGUCGCCGGUGCUCACAUCCUUGGAGGUGGCAGCCGUGACCGCCGCCACAGAAAAUUCCAGUUCAUGUUGCUCAGAAGAGAUUCGAGGCUUUGUCUCUUUGUGUCAGUGCCGCUGCCCCAGUCUGUGUGCGUGGCACCCAGGAGCGUUUGGGGCCACCCACCAAGUCUGUGGUGAUCGCACAUGGACGUUUGGGGACGUCUUGAAAAAGCCGGUCACAGUAGUGUUCUUUACUUGUUCUUUCCUGGUUGGUUCUGUUUUUUGCCAAGGGCAGGCAGAUCUUGGGUCUGGGGAGCUUUUGGUUCCAAGCAGCCUGUGGGCAGAUGCUCCCCUCCCCGCAGGAAGGAGCUCCAUGCCAAACCACCAGGUGUCCUCGGCAGGAAAGGUUGUGAGAGCAGCCACAAUGCCAUGUGGGAAUCGUAGCGUUUCAUUUCCUGCCUCAUGGUCUAAUGUCUGUGCAUGUAUAUUUUAUGAUCUUUGAGACUAACCCUUGUCCGUGUAGGAAGUUAUGCUGUUGUCAUUUUAUACCCUUUGGGGAAGCUGGGAAAGCACUGGAGAAGGGCAUCACCUUUUCGGAUCCUGAACUCUUUGCAGCAGCACUCCUAUGCAGAGUGCUACCUAGAGUACAUUUAUGUGCUUUUGCAAAAACAAAAAAAAAAGUUGAUCUGAUUCACAUGCAGAGUUUAGCUUUUGCAGUAAAAGGGCAACAGCAGUCUCACUGCCAAUUUUGAGUGGGUGUGAAGUUUAGUUCAGGUGUUUGGGGUCAGGUAUCAGUCUUGAUGGUUUCUUUUAUGUGGUGGCGUGUGAACGUGAAUCAUAGCCAAAAACCCUCUUGGGAACUGCUGACUGAAAGAGUUGAUUUUUUUUCACCCCAGUCGAAACACCAAUAUAAACUUGUACAUAAAGCUGAGAGCAUCCGUUCCUGCCUGUUGUAUCUUUGGGUGGAAAAAAAAUACAUAUAUAUGGCAGUGGGAGACUAGAAGACAUAUUAACCUACCUGUGAAUUGUAUGUCAUAGAAAUGUAUAAUGGGUCUGAGCUCAAAGCAUGUCAAGUGGCUCGUAGCUGUGUGUUGCCAUGAGAGGGAUGCAGUGCCUUUUCCCAUGAAUUCCGGAUGGAAUUGUUACACUAGAUAGACAUUUGUAAUUCUUUUCUAGUUGUAAUGUGAACGUCUGGUAAAUAGCUAUUAUAUUUUGGCCUUACACUACCAUAACAAGAAUUUGCCAUUUUGAAUGCCCAAUGCCAAGUAACAAUGCAUGCUUUGGAAAUUUGGAAGAUGGUUCUCUCUUUGGGAAGAAAAUGCGUUUGCAUUGAGUUCUUUGAUGGUUCAUGUCAAGACAUCCACUGAAUGUUCUCAAAACCCUGUUUACAGCCCUGAGUAGGAGGGAGCCGGUGAUGGGAAGAGACCGUUGCAUAGCUGUUCAAGUGUUUCUAGUUAAGUGCUUUUAAACUGGAGAGGUGAACCUCAAACUAUUUUUUUUUAACUGCAUUCUCUAAUAAAUCAGCACAAUUCGCUCCU